Messenger RNA from Zingiber officinale, 2863 nucleotides. Its product is annotated as ubinuclein-1-like. Bases 205 to 2574 code for a protein of 789 amino acids. NCBI's taxonomy places the organism in Eukaryota, Viridiplantae, Streptophyta, Magnoliopsida, Zingiberales, Zingiberaceae. The record is from RefSeq and is a predicted model, not a curated record. Gene Ontology annotation, cellular component: nucleus. The transcript is spliced from 13 exons.
UCCUCGUUAUACUCAAUUCGGGAGAAGGACAGUCGGGUUCGCUUCACGCGCAGCCGAAGGUCGGCUAUUUAAGGCCUCCGGCGUCUGCUCUGCUCAAUCCUCCCGAUCGCCGAUCUCCGAUCUCCUCUUUGAUCUCACUCCCAACCCUAAUCGCCUUCUCGCUCUCUCUCUCUUCCGAUGCCGUAGCAAUCCCCUGCUCCUGCCAUGGAUGCCGCCGCUAGGGCUUCUGCCGCUGCCUUCCCCGCGGCGCCUUCCACUUCUGCUGCUGCCUCCGCCGCUCCGCCUCCGCUAGCGCCAUCGCUGCCGACGCCGCCCCCGGCUGCGUCGGUGGCCCCGUCCUCUUCCGCUGCCGUCUCCCUGCAGAAAGAGCCGCCGCCUGCUGGCGGGGACCAGAGGCUUCGGUUCUCGGUGACCCUCAAGCCUGGGGAGACCACCAUUGUGUCCUGGAAGCGGUUGCUUAAGGAAAACGGUAAGGGGCAAGGAGAUCCUCCCGUUGCUGGUCCUGCUGACCGGCCACCUGCUGCGCAGCCCGGAGAAGUCGCUGCUCCUUCAGCGGAAGAGCCAAAAGAUGCAGUUCCGCCUCCGAAUCGUUUUAGUGCGGUUAUAGAGAAGAUUGAACGCCUUUACGUGGGAAAUGAAAGCAGUGAUGAAGAACUUGAUGAUAUGCCAGAUGAUGAUCAAUAUGACACGGAGGAUUCCUUUAUUGAUGAUACGGAAUUGGAUGAAUAUUUUCAAGUAGACAAAAUGUCAACAAAACAUAAUGGAUAUUUUGUAAACAAAGGAAAAUUAGAGCAAAUUGAGUCUAGCUUGUCGCCUAAAGAGGUGCCCAAAAAAAGGAGAAGAAAAGAUACUCCCAAGCUGCAUGGUGAUGGUAGUCAUGCCAUUGUUUCUGAUAACCCACCAAAUGCUGGCAAUGUGCGAGCUAAAGAUGCUGCUAGGAGUGGUUCAGUGGUGGGAAGGAAAUUAAAUCCUGCAAAAGUUUAUUCAUCAUAUGGUGGACAUUACAAUGAGGAAGGAAGAUCUUUAAAAUAUAGAUCAAAAGCCACUACAGCUGUCAGUAAAAGGAAAUCUGCUGAUUUCACCAUGUCAGAAGAACAAUCAACCAUGAGACUACCAUACAAAGACAUUUUGUCUACACCUUCUGAGUUGAAGGAUUUUGAUAAGCAUAAAGCAGGCGCUGGAGCUACUCACAGGUCGAGAACCAGUGAUUCAUUAGAUCAAGCAUUUCGUGACAAAGUUCAAGUAGAUUUUCACUCAAAAAAGCUGCUCAAUGGUGAAACUAGGGAAGCAUCUACAAAGGUUAGGCGUGUUGAUAGAUACAGUACCAGCGAUGCCUUUUCCAUGAAUUCCCCUGGGAGUUCAUAUCCUGUACAUUCAACGCAGCAAUCAUCCUCAAGGGCAAGAGAAGGUUCUUCUGUUAGACCUAAAGGUACAACACUUGAAAGGGCUAUUCGCGACCUCGAAAUGAUAGUGGCUGAAUGUAGACCACCAACCCUUCUUGUUCAAGAUGCAGAUCCUGCGUUCCAAAGCAUCAAGAGGAGGCUUCCCCAGCCAGUCAAACAGAAGCUUGCUAAAGUAGCUCGAUUAUCGGCAAGCCAAGGUAAAAUCUCGGAAGAUGAGUUGGUGGAUCGACUUAUGGGCAUUCUAGGUCACCUAAUGCAGCGCAAGACAUUGAAGAAAAAUAUGAGAACAAUGGUUGAGGUAGGCAAUUCAGCAAAACAGCAGAAAGCCGAUAGAUUCCAGCAAAUAAAAAGGGAGGUUAAUGAGAUGGUCAGAGCACGUGUUUCUCAGUUGAGGCCCCAGUUGGCUGAGCAACAAGAAGGCUCAUCGAUUGACUUUAAGGAAAUCAAUAAUGAUGAAAAAAGAGCCCUGAAAGGAAAAUACAGUAUGGAUUCCGCACUAGAAGACAAGAUCUGCGAACUCUAUGAUUUGUAUGUAGAGGGAAUGGACGAGGACAAAGGCCCUCAAAGCAGGAAGCUUUAUUUAGAGCUUGCAGAAUUGUGGCCUAAUGGUUACAUGGAUAAUGUAGGCAUUAAAGAUGCCAUUUACAGAUCCAAAGAAAGGAAAAGAGCACUUUACAGGCAUCAUAAGGUUCGCGACGAAGAGAGGAUCAAAAGAAAAAAGUUGGCUUCUGCAAUGAGAGCAGACGAGUCUAAUCCAGCCUCAGCUUCUCAAUUACGGAGUGUGCAAGAGAGGACACCUCCAGCCACUGAUUCAGCUGCGAAGUACCUCCCGCCCACCAAGCUUGUUCCCAAUCAAGUUGUCAGUUCAACCAGCGCAUUUGUGGAUUCGGCACAACCUUAUACCGAUCCUAUCCAACCUGUAUCGAAAAAUCCUGACAAGACUAGAGGUGUUGACAUGAGAACGAACCCUGAGGAUGCGAAGAAAAAGCUAAAGAGGAAGGUGGAGUCCGAGUCAAGUGAGACUCGCGGUCAUCCCGAGAGGCUCCCUUCUCAGCAUGUCACGGAGAAACAGAAGUCCUUUAAGCAUAUGGAUGACACAAAUGCGAGUAACCAGCCUAAGCUGAACCUCCUCGAAUCAUCUGGUGUUCCAAAUCUUGACCAGGCAAGCUGAUUUGCUAAAAUAAGGUUAGAAAGAUCUAAAAUUAGUUAAGAUCCAAGUUGUUUUUUGUUCUUCUUGAUUUUAUAAACGUUUACUCUGGAUGAUAGCCCUCUUGCUAUUGUCCCCCUACCCUACCAUCGUAAAAUCCCCCUGAACUACCAUUCUAUGUAAACUGCUGUCAUGACUUAAUCUCUUACCAUGAGAUAACAGAUGAUCCAAGCUGUGGUUCCCAAUUUCGUACUAUUUUAAUCUGUUUUUACAAUUACAAAAUGAUCUUUUUACAAGAGGAGCAUUGAGUUUA